This is a messenger RNA of Acanthosepion pharaonis, 711 nucleotides long. NCBI's taxonomy places the organism in Eukaryota, Metazoa, Mollusca, Cephalopoda, Sepiida, Sepiidae. The record is from the annotation of a GenBank genome assembly.
AUGUCCUUUCUUUCUUUCUUUCUUUCUUUCUUUCUUUCUUUCUUUCUUAAUACUUCCUCCUUUUCAUUCUUUCUUUCUUUCUUUCUUUCUUUCUUUCUUUCUUUCUUUCUUAAUAUCCCAUCCUUUUCUUUCUUUCUUUCUUUCUUUUUUAAUACUUCCUCUUUAAUUCAUUUCUCUUUCUUUCUUUUCUUCGGCGCAUCAAAUUAUUUUAUUUUCUACUUCUCUCUCUCUCUCUCUCUCUCUCUCUCUCUCUCUCUCUUUCCUUAUUUUUAUUUUCUUUUCUUUCUUUCUUUCUUUCUUUCUUUCUUUCUUUCUUUCUUUUUUUUUUUUUUAAAAUCCUGCCCUUUUCUUUGUUUGUUAUUGUCUUACUUUAUUUUUCUCAAACCUCUUAUUUUUCUUUCCAUUUCUUUCUUUCUUUCUUUCUUUCUUUCUUUCUUUCUUUCUUUCUUAAUAUCUGAUCCUUUUUUUUUGUAUGUUUAUUUGUUUCUUUCUUUCUUGUCUUCAUAUCCCAUCCGUUUUUUCUUUCUUUCUUUCUUUCUUUCUUUCUUUCUUUCUUUCUUUCUUUUUCGAAAACCUUCCUUUUCUCGCACUUCCUCUCUGCUUGUUACUGCCUUACUUUAUUUUUUUCUCGAACUCCAUCUUUUCCUUCCGAUUUCUUUCUUUCUUUCUUCUUCCCUUUCUUUCUUUCUUUCUUUCUUUCUUAAUAUCUGA